CACCAUCCAUCAGAUUUUUGUCCGUAUCUCCUCAUCAAUUCUUCACCUCCAGCUUCUCAUCCAUAUUUCUUUCUUUCCAAUGCAAACAAGUUUUCAACUGUUAAAAGAUAAACCAAAAACUCACAAGCCAAUUAAUCUAUCAGAAAUAUUUAACUUUUAACCAAAUAAAAACGUUGAGAUAUAUAUAAUAUAAGCGUUCCUUACCACUCACACACUUCAUCUCUCCCCAGAGCUCUAUUCCCAUCAAGAAACACACUUCGGAAGAUGGAGAUCACUAACGUUACCGAGUAUGAUGCAAUCGCAAAGCAGAAGCUGCCUAAGAUGGUGUACGACUACUAUGCAUCUGGUGCAGAAGACCAAUGGACUCUUCAAGAGAACAGAAACGCUUUUGCAAGGAUCCUCUUUCGGCCUCGGAUUCUGAUUGAUGUGAGCAAGAUUGACAUGACAACCACCGUCUUGGGGUUCAAGAUCUCGAUGCCCAUCAUGGUUGCUCCAACUGCCAUGCAAAAGAUGGCUCACCCUGAUGGGGAAUAUGCUACUGCUAGAGCUGCAUCUGCAGCUGGAACUAUCAUGACACUAUCUUCAUGGGCUACUUCCAGCGUUGAAGAAGUUGCGUCUACAGGGCCAGGGAUCCGAUUCUUCCAGCUCUAUGUAUACAAGAACAGGAAUGUGGUUGAGCAGCUCGUGAGAAGAGCUGAGAGGGCUGGGUUCAAAGCCAUUGCUCUCACUGUAGACACCCCAAGGCUAGGCCGCAGAGAGUCUGAUAUCAAGAACAGAUUCACUUUGCCUCCAAACCUGACAUUGAAGAACUUUGAAGGACUUGACCUCGGAAAGAUGGACGAGGCCAAUGACUCUGGCUUGGCUUCAUAUGUUGCUGGUCAAAUUGACCGUACCUUAAGCUGGAAGGAUGUCCAGUGGCUCCAGACAAUCACCAAGUUGCCCAUUCUUGUCAAAGGUGUUCUUACAGGAGAGGAUGCAAGGAUAGCGAUUCAAGCUGGUGCAGCCGGAAUCAUUGUAUCAAACCAUGGAGCUCGCCAGCUUGACUAUGUCCCAGCAACCAUCUCGGCCCUUGAAGAGGUUGUCAAAGCGACACAAGGACGAAUUCCUGUCUUCUUGGAUGGUGGUGUUCGACGUGGCACUGAUGUCUUCAAAGCACUUGCACUUGGAGCCUCCGGGAUAUUUAUUGGAAGACCAGUGGUAUUCUCAUUGGCAGCUGAAGGAGAGGCUGGAGUUAGAAAGGUGCUUCAAAUGCUACGUGAUGAGUUCGAGCUGACCAUGGCACUGAGUGGGUGUCGGUCCCUAAAGGAAAUCUCCCGUAACCACAUUACCACCGAAUGGGACACUCCACGUCCUUCAGCCAGGUUAUAGAGAGGAAAAUAACCAACAAGCAGAGAACAGCAGCAACACAGAACCAAAAUAUUGGCUAAACUUAUUCAUACUCUGAUUGUACUUGGCUUCUACUCUGCUAAAUAUCUCAAGACUUGUUUCUCCCUCUAUCAGAUCACAAACCAAGCCUAGUGAUUCUGUAAUACUAUUUGGCUACUUCUUUCUUAAGGCCAUUCUUAUUUCUAAAUUCCAUGUACUUACAUUCCCACAGAUCAAUUUCUUGUGAUUCCCAGAUAAUACGAUGAACAUAUGCAUAGCUAU
Messenger RNA from Arabidopsis thaliana (thale cress), 1647 nucleotides. It is a transcript of the gene GOX1, whose product is annotated as Aldolase-type TIM barrel family protein. The transcript has 12 exons. Gene Ontology annotation, biological process: hydrogen peroxide biosynthetic process; oxidative photosynthetic carbon pathway; defense response to bacterium. NCBI's taxonomy places the organism in Eukaryota, Viridiplantae, Streptophyta, Magnoliopsida, Brassicales, Brassicaceae. Gene Ontology annotation, molecular function: (S)-2-hydroxy-acid oxidase activity; FMN binding; alcohol oxidase activity. Gene Ontology annotation, cellular component: peroxisome. The coding region runs from base 265 to 1368 and encodes 367 amino acids. The record is from RefSeq and is marked reviewed.